Adineta ricciae is the source of this 267-nucleotide messenger RNA. The record is from the annotation of a GenBank genome assembly. NCBI's taxonomy places the organism in Eukaryota, Metazoa, Rotifera, Eurotatoria, Adinetida, Adinetidae.
AUGUGCAGAUUUGUCGUUUGUAUUUACGUUUUACUUGUCGUUACCAUCUACACUAAUUCGUUUUCCAUUAGUCCAUCUGAUAACAAAAUACAGUCAAUCGAACAAGUGAACGAUGAGAAAGUACAUAAGAAUAAUCGAAAUGUAAUCAUGUUCAUCGAUGAUCAAAUUAAUAAUCGAGAUUCAAAUAUAAACAAACAGAAUAUCAUUGUUUCACGAAUCAAUUCCGACAAUGAUUUACCCAUAGAUCGAAACGGUAAACCAAAUUGA